CAAAAUUAGGCAACCCUAAAAUAAAAACCCUUAUUAUUCCGCCUUUCAUUUCCCCAUUAGCUCACGAAAUCUAUCUUCACCACACUCGGAAACCAAGCAAGCAAACAUGCCAGGUCCCGUUAUUGAAGAAAUUGAUACCAACAAAAAUCUGCAGAUGGAUGAGCCUGUGGUGGAAGACGUGAUGGAGGAUGAGGAACACGAAGAUGACGCUGAGGACUCCGAUGAUGAAGACGAUGACAAGGAAGAUGGUGUCGCAGGGACAAAUGGGAGUUCUAAACAAAGCAGAAGUGAGAAGAAGAGUCGUAAGGCAAUGUUGAAACUUGGAAUGAAACCUGUUACUGGUGUUAAUCGUGUCUCCAUUAAGAGAACCAAAAAUGUAUUGUUUUUCAUAUCAAAACCUGAUGUCUUCAAAAGCCCAAAUUCUGAGACCUAUGUCAUCUUUGGGGAGGCUAAGAUCGAGGAUUUGAGCUCGCAGCUGCAGACGCAGGCUGCCCAACAAUUCAGGAUGCCAGACAUGAGUUCCAUGAUUUCAAAGUCUGAUGCAUCUGCCCCAGAUGCUGCCAUACAGGCAGAUGAAGAAGAGGAAGAGGAAGAGGAAGAGAUUGAUGAGACUGGCGUCGAGGCUCGUGACAUUGAUCUGGUCAUGACCCAAGCAGGGGUGUCAAGGAGUAAGGCUGUCAAGGCUCUCAAGACUCACGAUGGAGACAUUGUCAGUGCCAUCAUGGAGUUGACCACCUGAAAUGGAUUAUUAGCUUAGGCUUCAAAGUUGCUAUUGUGAUGAUUUUUGGAACCGAUGCUGCAAUUUAUUUUAUUAUUGUUUUUUAACCAGCGAAACAUUGAUAAUGAAAUUGUGCCUUUCUUUGUUAUCGGAUAUAUUAUUAGUUGACAUAAAGAAGUUUCGAUUUGCACCA
Molecule: messenger RNA, 911 nt
Organism: Olea europaea var. sylvestris
Lineage: Eukaryota; Viridiplantae; Streptophyta; Magnoliopsida; Lamiales; Oleaceae
Product: nascent polypeptide-associated complex subunit alpha-like protein 2
Exons: 4
Coding region: 107-739 (210 amino acids)
Biological process (GO): protein targeting to membrane
Cellular component (GO): nascent polypeptide-associated complex; cytoplasm
Source: RefSeq, a predicted model, not a curated record